UUUACGCGUCUUUGCAAAAGCUGGUUGCGCAUGCGCUGCUGGGGUCCCCUUCCCCCUUGGUGAAAGACGUUUCUCUGGGACUGCGGACUUCUCGGCACGCUGUGUGUCCUCCACGUUUUAGCAGCUGUCAGCUGAUCCACCUGCUGCUCUUCAUCAGACAGAGGCUGAGCCACUGAUGCUCUGAUAGAAUGAAACAGGUGGAGGAGAAGGAAGAAGCGUCUGUCUACCAACGGGUCGUGUUGAAAAACGCCUCACCGUACCACUACCUGAAGGUCCGCCUUGUGCUGGAGGAUGAGUCAACCAGACUAAGUGCCGUUGAACUGAAGUACUUCAUCAUCACAGGCCUGAAGUCUCUGUAUGGAGAGGUGGGAGCAGCGUUAAACUUUGACGUCCUGAAGUACGAUGAGGACACCCUGACCGCUCUCCUCCGUGUUUACAGCAGAAGUUUGGUGAAGCUGUGGAGCUCCCUGACUCUUCUCGGCUCCUACCAGAACAAGGCCUGUGCCUUCAGAGUCCUGCAGGUGUCUCCGUUCCUCUUGGCACUGACGGGAAACAGUCGGGAUCUGCAGCUCGACUGAGGCCGGAGGAGCUUUCUUUUUUUCGCAAUG
Messenger RNA from Maylandia zebra (zebra mbuna), 608 nucleotides. It is a transcript of the gene rpp14, whose product is annotated as ribonuclease P/MRP 14 subunit. Gene Ontology annotation, cellular component: nucleolus; multimeric ribonuclease P complex. Gene Ontology annotation, biological process: tRNA 5'-leader removal. The record is from RefSeq and is a predicted model, not a curated record. Gene Ontology annotation, molecular function: ribonuclease P RNA binding. Lineage: Eukaryota; Metazoa; Chordata; Actinopteri; Cichliformes; Cichlidae.